AUGUCAUACUGCUUUUAUGGCGGUGAGCUAGAGUAUGUCAACAUGUAUGGUGCCCUUGCCGAUACAGAUACCCUACCGAACAUCGAAGAUCACACGAAAACCUUACCAGCAGCUACCGCUACGGAGAUGCAACCAGAACUUAGUGAGCUCCCUGCUUGUGAGGUCAACACUAAAUAUCAUCCGAUGGCCUCGUUGCCAUCGCCCCCUAUGCCAAGUGAGCCUCUGAGUUGCGAGUGGUCUACGAUUGAUAAACCUACUGCAACAUAUAUUCAGAGUUACCACAGUCCUGCACAUUUAUAUGAGAGCGCGGACGAAGUUGCCUGGGCCUCGCAGUCUCUGUUUGGCUUGAAUGUCACACACCCACAACCACCUGUUCAGGUACCCCAUUCAGUUCUUCUUGGAAGCGUGAGUUGCCGCCCGGAGUCACCAUUGGAGCUAGUGGUUAAAGUAGAAGAAUACCAACCAGCCACGGAAUCUGAUCGCAAGCAGGCUUCUAAGCCCACGCUCAAGAAGAAAGGUCGGCGGUGUAGGAAGCAGUACGGCACUAUUUAUGAUGAUUUCGGCAACGAAAUCGUAGAUCCUGUCAAAAGAUCACGCAAGCGUAUCGCUAUGCUAAUUGAGGAGGACAACCUGCGCCGAAAGUAUGAGGAGCAGGAGAGAGCAAAGAUCGCGGCGGCUAGAAUCCAGCGGGCUGAAAGACGAGCAAAAGCCCAUGACGAUUCAGCACCAAGCCAGCAGUCGGAUUCGAGUAUACGGUGCUGA
Molecule: messenger RNA, 762 nt
Organism: Wickerhamiella sorbophila
Lineage: Eukaryota; Fungi; Ascomycota; Dipodascomycetes; Dipodascales; Trichomonascaceae
Exons: 1
Coding region: 1-762 (253 amino acids)
Source: RefSeq, a predicted model, not a curated record